AUAUCGCCAGCGCUUCAACUGUCAACCAAACGUCAAAAUGUCAAAUAUGUAUCCAAUGUUUUUGUUCUGAGAUUUUAAAAUAAUGGCAGAAUCAACUAAGAGCUUUAAUUCAGAUAAUAACCAAAUUAACUUUACUUACAAUGAUGUGGCAAAGAAAUUAUUGAAGGAUAGAUUGCUGCUAACAGCCCUGGAGUUGCAUACGGAGCUCUUGGAUUCGGGCAAAGAAGUGAGGCAACUGAAAGACUUCUUCUCUAAUCCUGGCAACUUUGAAUUACACACACAGGAGUAUACCUCAAGGAUAUCAAGAUCUGGUAGUCAAACAACAUUAGAUAGUUUAGAUUUUACAAGAUAUUCAGAAGAUGGUGAAAGGGGUGGUGAUGAAAGGGUAGCUGUUCUUGAGUUUGAGCUUAGAAAAGCCAAGGAAACUAUUAGUGCUCUAAGGAAUAAUUUAACUGUAGCAACAGAAUCUGAAAAAAAUUCACCUGACAAACAGUCAAUAAAGUGCUUAAACUCAGAUGGCAUUAAACCACAUGAAAAGAGAGCUUUAAAUUUUUUAAUAAAUGAAUACUUAUUAUUGCAUGGAUAUAAACUAACAUCUAUAACAUUUUCUGACGAGAAUGAGGAUCAAGAUUUUGAAGAUUGGGAUGAUGUUGGUUUAAAUAUUGCUAAACCAUCUGAACUAUUGACUUUGUACAGGGAAGGUUUGAAGCAGACUGGGCAUAAUUUAAUAUCUGCUUUUAGUCAAACUGAAUAUACACUUAAAGAAGAAGAAUAUCAGGAAUCCAUUAAGAACUUUAAACAAGAGAUUGAAUUGUUCCAAACCAAGUUGGACAAUUUAUAUAGUGAGAAUGAAAAGCUGUACAAACAAUUGGAGACUAGUCAGAAGCAACCAAGUGUUAGUAGCAAGAAUUCCAUAGGCAGCAAUUCCCCAGAGCAUUUUGAAAUUAUUGAUAAAAGCAAUUUAAAACAAGAAGAUAAUUUAAUUGAGGAUGAUCUCUCAAAUAACAGUUCAAAUCCAUGUGAUUGGACUCAAGUUAGUAUUAACGUCAAUGAUGAUAAUCCUAAAGAACCAUGCAAAGAAAACUUUACAAAAAUGAAUUUGAUACAAAAGAGGUUGUCAAUGAAAUAUGAGAAAGAAUUGUACAAUUUAUGUCCAAUCCAUUCUGCAAUUAAUGUGGAAAAUGAAGCAUUGGAAAGUGUUUUGAAAGAAGUACCGAGCUUAGAUUCUAUUGUUAAUGUGAUUUCCGAAUCAAUGCUUAAGAUAAUUCCAAACAUUAUUCUGAAUAAACGCGAAGAAGCUAUACCUUUGCUGAUCUGCGCUGUUCAUCUUAAUCCGAAUUCCACGGUUCGAGAUAAGCUUCUCCAACAGUUGUUUAAUCUUAAAAAGAAACCAUUGGAUAUAGAACGUUCUUCGAUAUUAGCUGGUAUAUCUGCAAUAGCUAAAUAUACCAAAGAAACUGUCGUUGAGAAUGAAUUAUUACCACAAUGCUGGGAGCAACUGACACAUAAGCAUGUUGAAAGAAGACUGCUAGUCGUCGAAUCUUGUCGAGUUUUAAUUUCUCACGUUUCGGGACCUAUAAGAAAUUCGUUGAUGUUAUCAAUGCUGCAACAAAUGAUGGACGAUAGAGAAGAGAUUGUACGUAAAGAAGUGGUUUGUGUUUUAGCGCUCGUUGUAGCCUUCUGUGAUGAUUUAGAUAAGUAUAGUCAGUGCGAAGAUUUAGCUUUCGCUACGUUAAAGGAUACCAGCUGCAAUGUGAUUGAUAGUUCUAUAAAAAUAUUGUUCCCUGUGCUCGCAAAAUGGGCAUUGGACAUUGGUCGAUUGAAGUCAGAUUUGAUCAAAAACCUGCUGCACAAAUUAAACAAUACUUUAAAGAUGCUCAAGAAUGAAUCUCCGUCGAAAGCAAUUCCAUCACCAGAAAUGGCUUUAAAAUUAAUACAAGUUAUAAAUGAACUGUUGCCUUUCAUACUGAUGUUCGUUACCGACAACGAAAUUGUUUUGGAUCGAGUGGAGACAGGCAUGAAAAUCGAUCUGACACCAGAAUUGUCGAGCGUUUGCUCUUCUGUUACAAAUCCAGCAAUUUUUUAUGACAGUGAAGUAGAUGUUGGCAUGAUUUUAUAUGAAUUCGAUAAAUUGAUUGGGGAGGAUGAUGAUUGUAAAUGGGACGAAUUGGAAUGGAUUACCAACAUUGUUUUUCCAGAUCUGCUGAAUAGCUUAAAUCACAUAGACAUAACGCAACAUGAUUUAUUGCAGGCUUUCAUAGCACUGUUCUCAAAUUUCUGUAAAACCUUCGGCAAGGCGUUUUCAUCGAAGAGAAUUCGACCGCUGUUCCAAACGCACGUUCAGAAUUUGGAGCAAAUCCUGUCCAGCUUCAAUCAAUAUUCGCCGAGUCUAAAUAUAAUACCAGUAUAUUUGGUAUCAGUUUUGAGUUUUUGCGAUCCGGAGAGCGCCGGGAAUGUGUUGCGAAGAUUCCUGUGCGCUCUGCCUCUUUGCGGAACUCCGCUGGAUUGCCUGGAGAUCAGUGUUCGAGGUCUAUGCGAAUUGGGUUUGCAGGAGAUCGUCGUUCAGAGUUUAUGGGAAGGUGUCGUGCAUCAGAAGCCGUUGGUCAGGGGUUUCACGGCCGGAUUAUUCGCAACAAUCAUAUCCCUGUGCAACGAAACGCUUCUGAAUUCAAAAGUUACACCGGCUCUUGUUACUCUGGCGAAUGAUAGCGAUGCUUUGGUCAGAACUGCUACAAUUCCAGCUUUGGGUGCAUUGAUCAUCGAUUGUUCAAUGACCGAACUUCACGAUAAAUCGUAUAUGCAGCUGCAAAUGUUUCUGUCGGAUCCAGCUACCAAGGAGAACCAUUCGUUGUUAAGACAAUUGGUUGUGACUAUGGGGAAUAUUGUAAUCGGAUGCAAACCAGCAUUUAGACAAGAUGUUAUUUUGCCGCAACUAACAUCGAUUUCAAUCUACAUGUUUCAAACGCCUAGCCAGUCGAGGAAAGUAGACAUGGCCGUGGCUUUGAUCGAAGCCUUCUCGAAUGUCACUUACAGUCCCUUAAACAACAAUGCUAUCAGCAAUUUAGUUUUACCAGGAUUAAGGUAUUUGGAGCAGGCUGUUACUGAAAAUCAAGCGUUGAUGCCGCAUCGCGAGGCUGUGAUCACCAUGAUCAAGGAAUGUGAAAACCGCGUCGACCUGACGUCUCCACAGACGCCUACGGAUAAAGGCAGCAAGAUUAGUCAGAAUGUGAAUCAAGGCGUUGAGGAGAUGAAGCAGAGAGUGAGCAAGAUAUUCAAUAAGCCUCCAAGUGGUAAACAAGCGAGUCUACCGAAUUUGCAGAGCUUAUUCAAAAAGAAAUAAUUAGCUUUAAGUUUCAACCGAGAUUGAAUUAACAAUAAUUAUAAUAAUGUAUUUUUAUAUUAGGAAUCUCU
Molecule: messenger RNA, 3411 nt
Organism: Nicrophorus vespilloides
Lineage: Eukaryota; Metazoa; Arthropoda; Insecta; Coleoptera; Silphidae
Product: lisH domain and HEAT repeat-containing protein KIAA1468 homolog
Exons: 11
Coding region: 83-3340 (1085 amino acids)
Biological process (GO): intracellular cholesterol transport
Cellular component (GO): recycling endosome; trans-Golgi network
Molecular function (GO): protein binding
Source: RefSeq, a predicted model, not a curated record